Molecule: messenger RNA, 2084 nt
Organism: Helianthus annuus (common sunflower)
Lineage: Eukaryota; Viridiplantae; Streptophyta; Magnoliopsida; Asterales; Asteraceae
Product: protein NARROW LEAF 1
Exons: 6
Coding region: 182-1894 (570 amino acids)
Source: RefSeq, a predicted model, not a curated record
UAAUGGAAGUAUUUCCUGAGAGUUUGUUUCUAUAAAUAAAUGGCGACUCCUCCGCCCUUUUCUUCCCUCCACUCGCGGACUACACCCUUCCGCCGCCUGAUCGAUAUGCAUUCUUAUACAGAAUACGAUUGUAUCUAUUAAUCAGAAUUAUUGGAUUUCACUCUGUGGGAUUUGGAUUAUUAUGGAUUCAAGGUUUCAUCAUUCUGGCUCUACACCAUCAGAGGAAUCAGCAUUGGAUUUGGAAAGAAUAUGCUGCAAUCAUGCUACUCUGACAUCACCAAGUCGACCUGUGCAAUCCUUUAUCACAACAUCGGCCGGUCAACUGUCCGAGAGUAAUGCUGCGUAUUUCUCAUGGCCUACUUCUAGCCGGUUAAUCGAUGAUGCUGAGGACAGAGCUAAUUAUUUUGGGAAUCUUUUAAAAGGAGUUUUGCCUGAAACUCUUAAUCGACAGCCAACUGGACAACGAGCUACUACAUUACUUGAACUCAUGACAAUCAGGGCUUUUCAUAGCAAAAUCUUGCGCAGGUGCAGUCUCGGGACUGCAAUUGGGUUCCGAAUUAGACGCGGGGUACUAACCGAUAUACCUGCCAUUCUUGUGUUUGUGGCACGCAAGGUUCAUAGACAGUGGCUCACUCACAUUCAGUGUCUGCCAUCUGCUCUUGAGGGACCUGGAGGUGUGUGGUGUGAUGUUGAUGUGGUAGAGUUCUCUUAUUAUGGUGCACCUGCAGCAACUCCAAAGGAACAGUUGUAUUCAGAGCUUGUUGAUGACUUGCGUGGGAGUGGUCGUUGCAUUGGUUCAGGCUCCCAGGUUGCAAACCAAGAAACAUAUGGAACCUUGGGUGCCAUUGUUAAGAGCCGAACAGGAAACCACCAGGUGGGUUUCCUCACAAAUAGGCAUGUGGCAGUCAACUUGGAUUAUCCAAGUCAAAAAAUGUUCCAUCCUCUGCCACCUAGCCUCGGACCCGGGGUGUAUCUAGGGGCUGUGGAGAGGGCCACAUCAUUCAUCACCGAUGAACGCUGGUAUGGGAUAUUUGCUGGGACAAACCCAGAAACCUUUGUCAGAGCCGAUGGGGCGUUCAUUGCAUUUGAUGAAGACUUAAAUAUAUCAAAUGUGACCACAUCUGUAAAAGGCAUUGGGGAAAUUGGUGAUGUUAAAGUUAUAGAUUUGCAGUCUCCAAUCAACAGUUUAAUCGGAAAACAAGUGGCUAAAGUUGGUAGAAGUUCCGGGCUAACUACCGGGACAAUAAUGGCGUACGCCUUAGAAUACAACGACGAAAAAGGAAUAUGUUUCUUUACAGAUUUCUUGGUUGUUGGUGAAAACCAAGAAACAUUUGAUCUUGAAGGGGAUAGUGGAAGUCUAAUUCUUUUAACAGCGGAUGAGAAACCGCGGCCCAUUGGAAUCAUUUGGGGCGGUACCGCCAAUCGUGGACGCUUAAAACUUAAAGUGGGCCAGCCACCAGAGAAUUGGACUAGUGGAGUUGAUCUUGGACGGCUUCUUGAUCUUUUGGAACUUGAUCUCAUCACAACUAACCAAAGUUUACAAGUUGCACUGCAAGAUCAAAGAAAUGCGUCUGCAGCAGGGAUUGAUUCUACUGUCGGAGAAUCAUCACCUCCAAAAGAAAAAACCGAAGAAGAUCACGAGCCACUUGGAAUAAUAAAUCUUGAGGAAGUCCCCAAAGGAGAGUUCAUGCAUGAAGAACAUCAGUUUAUAGAAAGCUUCUCGGUUAGAUCUCCCGUUUUUCAAAUUGGGAAAUCUGAAGCAUCGAAUGCAGACAAUCUUUCACCAUUAAAACUCGAGGACCAAGAAAUUUCUGUCAGUCUGCAAUUGGGUGAACCACAACCCAAGAGACAAAAGCUAUCCGGUUCUUCAUCACCCGGCGAAAACAUCGAAUGAGUUUUUUUUACGGCAAAUGUUUCUACCCGAUGAUUAUUCGUAUUUUGUUCUUGAAUGUAAUAGUUCAUAAGAAUGUAUCUUGUGGAAUGCACGAGUUAAAGUGUUUAAAAUAUGUGCAUUAUCUUCUUUCCUUUUUGGUUUCGCUACUGCUACUAAUACUAAUACUGGUGAUUUCGAAGGUUUGAUGUAA